AGAAGUAUUUGAGGAAUGGAGCAGAAGGAUUUCAGAGAUAAAGGCGAGUUUCGGCGCUAUCUCCACUGGGGACCAAUCGUCAUAUUGAGCCUCACCGUAUUCGUCACCUGCACCACGGUCCACAUGAACUGGAUGUGGUGGCCGCUGGACCAAUACUGGGGAUCUUGGGUGAACUACGUCCUGAUCUGGGUGCACAUGUUCGCCAUGAUCUACAACUUUGUGCGGACUCUAAUGGUGGGACCUGGCUACGUCCCCAAGAAGUGGCAGCCGAAGAAGAGGCAGGACACCAAGUUCCUGCAGUACUGCAAGCGCUGCGAAGGAUACAAGCCACCGCGGUCGCACCACUGCCGCCGCUGCGAUCGCUGUGUGAUCAAGAUGGACCACCACUGUCCCUGGGUCAACAACUGUGUGGGCUGGUCCAACCAGGCCAGCUUCUUCUACUUCCUCCUGUUCUUCCUGUCUGCCAGCGUGCAGGGAGGCAUCAUAACUACCGCCGCUAUGUUUCGGGGCAUUUCCAAGCGCUACCUCAUUAUCAACAAUAUGCAUCACCUGGCCACCGUAGACUUGACCAUACUUAGCUGCGUGGCCUGUACCAUAUCCCUGGGCAUUUACAUUGGCAUGGGAUUCGCCAGUAUCAAGCUGCUGCAUAUGCAACUGAAGCUGAUCUUCACAAACAAAACGGAGAUCGAGCGAUGGAUCAUAGAGAAGGCCAACUAUCGCCGUGAUAUGUUUUGUAAGAAAAAGCAGAAGCCCUUUGUGUACCCGUACGAUCUUGGCUGGCAGCUGAACUACCGGGAGGUGUUUGUGCCGUCUGGUGAUGGCUUCUGCUGGCCAGUUCUGCCCGGUUGCAACCAGUACACUCUGACCAUGGAGCAGUUGGAGCAGAAGAAGGAGAAGCGGGCGCGAACCCAUCCGUUCAGAUGCACUCGUCCUGUCACCGGUUACUGCCUCCCGUUCAUAUCCCAGGGCAUAUGGGUAUGCCUGACUAUACCCUGUAACGAUGAUCCUCGCAUUGCUCUGGAGCCCGGAGAUCUCAUCCGGGUGACUCGCGCUCAUAAGCUUUGGUUGUACGGGGAGAGAGUGAUUUCGGAGGAGGGAAUGGUCGAGGGAAAACAACGUCCUGGUCCCAUUAGAGGCUGGUUUCCCCGUGCCUGUGCGCAGAUGAUCAUGGAUGACGACUCGGAUGCCGAACUGGCUAUUCCGAAAACCUUCGUUGUUAAAAAUAAGACCGAUGGAAAUCUAAAAAAUGAGAAAGAGGCAUGUGGAGAUGUCCCACAAGCAGAUGAAGACAAGAAUGAAGCAAUCAAUCCAUCCUUUAAGCGGACUCUAGAACUCAUCGAAAACGACAAUUGUCCAAAUCUGGAAGAUGAGAAUCCUCCAUGGGACGGAAAGGAAGCUGAAUAUGAUUUCGGUGAAUGCAAGGACGAAUCUUCCCGUCUUGGGGAGAACCCCUGGCAAGAUGGAACACGAAAACGAGCUCUUUAAAGGGCAUUCUGUUCGGCGACAUGGACCACAGAAAAAUCACCCAUUUCCAGUCGCCGCAAUGAAAUUGCUUUGGUCAGCCGCGGCAUUAAUCUCUUAGUGCGUAAUGCUUAAUACUUUUCAAUAAUGCAUUAAUAAAUAAAUACUUUCGUCGCGGCAGCAA
This is a messenger RNA of Drosophila serrata, 1645 nucleotides long. Its product is annotated as palmitoyltransferase ZDHHC6. The record is from RefSeq and is a predicted model, not a curated record. Lineage: Eukaryota; Metazoa; Arthropoda; Insecta; Diptera; Drosophilidae. Gene Ontology annotation, molecular function: palmitoyltransferase activity.